AUGAAAAGCGUGUUUCAAAACAAAGAGGCGCUUCAUGAAGUUGAUAAGCGAGUGGCUAGAUGGCUAAUGGAUUGUAGGAUUCCUUUCAAUGCGGUUAUGUCAUCCUUUUUUCAAGAUAUGCUGGAUGGUGUAGCUGGCUUUGGGCCUGGUUAUAAAAGUCCUUCUUAUGACUCUUUGAGGGUUAACUUAUUAGUCGAUAUCAAAAGGGAGUGUCAAAUGGUUGUUGAAAGCUAUAGGUCUGCUUGGAAAGAAACUGGAUGUACUCUCAUAGCUGAUGGUUGGACAAAUCAAAGACAAAGAACGUUGAUUAAUUUUUUGGUUUAUUGUAAGAAAGGGUUGUGCUUUGUGAAAUCUGUAGAUGCCUCAAGUAUGGUUAAAAAUGCUUCAAGCUUGUGUGACUUGUUUUCAGAGGUGAUUGAAUGGAUUGGACCUGAUAAUAUUGUUCAUGUAGUGACCGAUAAUGCUGCGAAUUAUGUUGCUGCUGGUAGACUUAUUAAUAAGAAAUUUGAAAAUAUUCACUGGUCACCUUGUGCUGCUAAUUGCUUGAAUCUUAUCUUAAAAGAUAUAAGCAGCAUGCCACAUAUUUCUAGCCUUGCAACUCGUGCUUCGAAGAUUACCGUGUUUGUGUAUAAUCAUUCGGUAUUCUUGUCUUGGCUAAGACAAAGAAUUGAUUGGAGGGAGAUUGUUCGUCCAGGUGCAACUCGUUUUGCCACUGUCUUCCUCACAUUGAUGAGUAUCUUUGAGCACAUAUCGCAUUUACAAUCAUUGGUUGUUGAUCCACACUUUACCGGACACAAAUUAGGAAGGACUGCUAAUGGUAAAGCUGUGAGUGUAAUUAUCCUAGACAAUAAAUUUUGGGAUGAUUGUUUUACUGCAUGCCACAUUGUGAGUCCGUUGAUUAAAUUGCUGAGGUUGGUAGAUGCCGAAGAUAAACCAUCAUUGGGAAUUGUUUAUGAAGAGAAGCACCUGAGGUCAUGCGAGCUUUACUUGCAUUGCAAGGUUAAUAAUUUAGAUUCAGUUGAGGCAAUGAAAGAAAUACACUUAUAUAGAGAUCAAAAGGAAAACUUUGAUAGGCCUGAAGCUGUUCCAGCUGCAAAAAAACUUCAACCUGAUGAAUGGUGGACGUUGUUUGGUAGUUCUGCUCCAUGUUUACAAAAAAUGGUAGUUCGCAUUCUUAGCCAAGCAUCUGCUUCUUCAAGAAAAAAAAGAAAGCAAAAGUUGCAAUAUGAUCCAAUCGAUAUUGAAACUAUUGAUAAGGUUGAUUUUUGGGUAACGGAAGAGGUUGUUGAAAAAGAGCUUGAUCUUCCAAGUAAUAUUGAAGACUUACUUGAUGAGAUUGAUGCUAAUUUAGAUCUAGGUGGUGGUGGUGGUGGUGGGAGUACUAGUACAUUUUAUGCUGCACCACUUGCUUUUUCUGGUCCAAGUAGUGGAAAUGAAGGUGAUGAAAUCAAUGACGCAAAUCUGCAGCAAGUUAUGGAGAAUUUUGAUGAUUGA
Molecule: messenger RNA, 1494 nt
Organism: Arachis ipaensis
Lineage: Eukaryota; Viridiplantae; Streptophyta; Magnoliopsida; Fabales; Fabaceae
Source: RefSeq, a predicted model, not a curated record